AUGGCGUUAAUUGGCCUUGCUUUCGCUUGUGCACUUGGCGUUACAUUUCUAGUCUUAGGAUGUGCUUUGUAUGAAUCAUGGUGGCCCAUGUUUGUGUUGGUUUUCUACUUCUUGUCUCCAUUACCAACAUUAGUAGCUCGCAGGUUGUCCAGCGGCUAUGAUUCAUCAAGCAGUGCAUGCAUUGAGUUGUCAAUAUUUUUUACCACAGGCAUUGUUGUGUCAGCCAUUGGUCUUCCUGUCAUCUUGGCUCGUGCUGAAGUGAUUAAACUGGGAGCCUGUGCUUUAGUGGUGUCUGGAAAUGUUGUUGUAUUCCUAACAAUCUUUGCAUACUUCAAAAUUUUUGGCAAUGAAGAUAUUGAGUACAGCAUGUGGUGAUAAAAACUAGAGUAAUCUGAGUGCUGUAUAUCUUUUGAUGGACAAUUUUGUUGUAAAAAAUGUUAUUGAAUUAUAAUAGAAAAAAACUCGUGCAUUGAGGUUCAGGUUGUCUUGAUUAUGUUGAAGCAUUGAACAAAAGUUUAAGAAAUUUAACACAACAAAUAGUUUCAUGUAAGACCUAAUGACAAAAAAUUAUUUGUUUUGUUAAAAAAAAUUUUAAGCUAUUUGAAAUAAAUAAACUAAUCUGGUUUUUAAUUGUAUUGGAUGUUUCAUAAAUGUUUGUAAAGAUGUCUGUAUUUUUCUUAACAGAGGUCUACUUUUAAUUUGAAUCUUGGUUUAUAAAAAAAAAAUGGCUUUAGGCAGGAUUAGCUUGUGCAGCAGUGUUUACUAAAAUAAAAUUGCAGCAAUUUCAUUAUACUCUAAAUUGAACAAUCUCUUUAUGUAAAUUAAGAAAGCAUAAACCAUAAUUACAAAAUUUUUUAAAGAUAUUUGUAUAUAGUUUAAUUACAAAUGUAAACAUUUAAAGAAGCACUGGCUUUGUUCAUUUACUAUAUAUGCGUGCUAACAUUGUUGAUAUUUAAGUGUAUAAAAGUUGUAAUUAUUUAUUGAAAAAGAUACCCUAGGACAUUUUGUAUCUAGAAAUUGUAUCAUAUAUUAUAAGUGUAUUGUGUUCUUAACUUUUAUUAAUUUGUUUUUCAACUGUUUGUAAUUAUACUAACUUUUAUCCUAUUGUUGUAUAGUGCUAGAUCAUAGUUUUCAUUUAUUUGUUAAUAAAAAAAACUACUAGAGUAACAAUAACAGUAUAUGUUAUGUGUUCCUAAACAUUAUUAUUUUGGUAAUAGUAAUAUAUAGAAAAUACCAACUAUUAUACAACAAAAAGUUAGUUUAAAAACAAUUCUUGAAUUUUUUUUUAUCAUUACAUAACUUAGGCUUCAAAACUGACAUUUUUAAAAACAUGCUUGUUUUGACAAUUUUGUGUUUAUCUUUCAGAGAUCACGAGUUUUAAAUUUUAGGAAACAUUGUUCUUUAAUUAUUUUUUAUUUCUGUACUCUAUAAAAGAAAAAAAUAAACAGCUUAGUAAAAUGUUAUAUUUUAAUGAUAAAAAAACAGUUUUAUAAUUGUUUAUUUUAUUUUAAUGCACCAAAUAUGCACCCUUAUCUAGCUUUAUUCUGGAAUUAUGAUUGUUAAAUAUUGAGGAUUAAAAUUCUGCCUUUUAUCUUAAAAGCUAAUGUGCAUUAUAUGACAUAUACACAUACAUUUUUUGUUCAGUUAAUGAUUUAAAAUACUUCACAACUGAUAUAUAUAUAUAUAUAUAUAUAUAUAUAUAUAUAUAUAUAUAUAUAUAUAUAUAUA
Messenger RNA from Physella acuta, 1728 nucleotides. Its product is annotated as leptin receptor gene-related protein. Gene Ontology annotation, biological process: late endosome to vacuole transport via multivesicular body sorting pathway. The record is from RefSeq and is a predicted model, not a curated record. Gene Ontology annotation, cellular component: endosome. Lineage: Eukaryota; Metazoa; Mollusca; Gastropoda; Physidae.